AUGGUGUGUAUUUUGUGUUUCCAUGGGCCCCAGUGCCGAGAUGUGUCCCUUCGGCUGGACCAACUCGUGCUGGACCUGACCAACCCUGUGAAGAAGGAGACGGCGCUGCUGGAGCUGAGCAAGAAGCGGGAGUCCUUCCCAGAGCUGGCCCCCUACCUGUGGCACAGCUUUGGCACGGUGGCUGCCCUGCUACAGGAGAUCGUGGUGAUCUACCCCCUGCUCCAGCCCCCGCAGCUCACCUCCUCCGGCUCUAACCGCGUGUGCAAUGCCCUGGCCCUACUGCAGUGUGUGGCCUCCCACCCCGAGACGCGGACCCUGUUCCUGGAAGCCAACAUCCCGCUGUUCCUGUACCCCUUCCUGAACUCGACCAGCAAGGCCCGGCCCUUUGAGUACCUGCGCCUGACCAGCCUGGGGGUCAUUGGCGCCCUGGUCAAGGUGGACGACCCCGCGGUGAUCAGCUUCCUGCUGAACACCGAGAUCAUCCCCCUCUGCCUCCGCACCAUGGAGACCGGCAGCGAGCUGUCCAAGACCGUGGCUACCUUCAUCGUGCAGAAGAUCCUUUUGGACGAGGAGGGCCUGGCGUACAUCUGCGCGACCGCGGAGCGCUUCUUCGCCGUGGGCACCGUGCUGUCCAGCAUGGUGGAGGGCCUGGUGGAGGCGCCCUCGGUGCGCCUCCUCAAGCACAUCGUGCGCUGCUACCUGCGCCUGAGUGACAACCGCUGUGCGCGCGACGCGCUGCGGGCCUGCACGCCCGAGCCGCUGCGCUCCCCCGCCUUCACCGCCUGCCUUAGGGACGAUGCGGUGACCUGCCGCUGGCUGGCUCAGCUCCUGGUCAACGCCGGCUUCUUUGCGGACGCGCGUGAGGUCUGCGCCGAGAACCUGCAGCCCAGCCCACUGCUCCAGCUGUAA
Auxenochlorella protothecoides is the source of this 909-nucleotide messenger RNA. Its product is annotated as Cell differentiation protein RCD1-like protein. NCBI's taxonomy places the organism in Eukaryota, Viridiplantae, Chlorophyta, Trebouxiophyceae, Chlorellales, Chlorellaceae. The record is from RefSeq and is a predicted model, not a curated record. Gene Ontology annotation, biological process: mRNA catabolic process; negative regulation of translation. The transcript is spliced from 4 exons. The coding region runs from base 1 to 909 and encodes 302 amino acids. Gene Ontology annotation, cellular component: CCR4-NOT complex; CCR4-NOT core complex; P-body.